Molecule: messenger RNA, 1648 nt
Organism: Biomphalaria glabrata
Lineage: Eukaryota; Metazoa; Mollusca; Gastropoda; Planorbidae
Product: putative ferric-chelate reductase 1
Exons: 6
Coding region: 197-814 (205 amino acids)
Molecular function (GO): oxidoreductase activity, acting on metal ions
Source: RefSeq, a predicted model, not a curated record
ACUAACUGAAUCAUUUGGUAACAUCUUGUGACGCUUCCCGCAGCUUACAGUCAUACUCCUGGACUAUUUUUUGUAAGACUUUGAACUUUGUAAAAUAGAAAGUUACAGGACUCUAAUUCAAUAACAGGUAAUCUUCACCAAAAACAAUGUUAAAGUUCUGUAUAUGACAAUGUCUUCACUUUUAUGGACUUAAGAAAUGUCUGCAAAGACAGCUCGCCUCCUGCUCAGCCUGACAGCCCUCUGGACUUACGUGUCAUGCUACCCCAACGGUAUCAAUGUGGAUGAGGCGUGUAGCGACAUGACUCCGAGACAUAAUCACCAGGGGCAGACAUCAGCGUCACCCUUCAAGAUCACCUUCUGCCCAAAUUGGUACAAACAAGGAAGCUCAGUUAACGUGACUCUUACUGGUACAUCAAUGAAGUUUAAAGGUUUCAUGAUCCAGGCUCGUUCAAAUACCGACAGUGCGACCUCCGUCGGAACAUUUACAGCCACCGAUUAUACUAGAAAUGCCUGCACUUCUUCUAAAGCUCUAGUGCACAAUUCGGCUAUAGAGAAAAGUCAGCUGACAUUCAAAUGGAUGGCUCCAUCAACCGCUUCUGGUAAUGUUACAUUUUGGGUAACAUUUGUUGAGGAUGAAGACGUCUUUUGGGUAGCCACUAAGUCUUCAGUAUUGAUGGAUGCCACUAACGUCAAUGUGACUGUGGAAAACUGCACAAUGAACUCAAACAUUGUCUCCAACAGUGCGGUGCGAGUUGGUAGUUACUUUACUUUGAUGUUUGUUGUCGUUAGUUCAAUUCUUAUCUCUCGUUAUUGAUUCGGCUUUUUAUAGUGCUUUGAAAUGUUUGCCUUGUUACAACAUAAUAAUGUAAAUCUAUUUAUACAUUCUUCUAUAUUUAUUAAUCAAGUUAUAUUUAUAUUAGGUUCUAAGAAGAUUUUCAAUGAUUAAAAGCGAAACUUUUUUUCCCCCAUAAAUUGUUAUAUCUUUAUUUCUAAGGAUGGUUAUAAAAGGAUUGAUGUAAAAUAAGACCUAUCUACUUGAGACGGUUAUAAAUAAAUGUAUGAUGUUUUAGUUUAUGGUUAUCAUAACAUACAAGCAAUGUUGUUAAUGUUACUUUGAUGAUUUAUGUUUGUAUUGUACUAUAUGAAUGUUAUCUCCAUUAUUUUUUUUUAAAUUUGUUUCGUUCAUCAACAAGAGAUCUCUAUUUUUACGUUCUUUUCAACACCUCCAUGUAUAGCAUUUAUUUUUUGUUUUAAAUGAUUUUUUGUUCAACUUUGCUAUUCUGUUACAUUCCACAUAACAGGCAAGCUGAAAAAAAAAAUUCAUUCAUCCAUUAGUCAGUUAAUAAAGUAAUCGAUUAAUUAGUAACUUAAAACACUUGAAAUCCACUUGAACUUUGACACACACACACACACACGCAACUGAAUUAUCAGCAACUUCUUCCUGACUUGCUCCAAUGUGUACUUGUUCUAAUUAGAGUAGCUUUGGUGAACCUAAGUCCAGUAUGAGCUAUGUCAUUGAUGGACGUAGGGAUUGCUUUGAUUCACCAAGUGCUUGUCUUUUAUGUCUUUGUCAAGACACUAAACAUUUUGUUGUCAUCAAUGUGUACAUCUGACAUGCUUUUCAAAUAAAUACAGAUUUUUAAAAAUA